This is a messenger RNA of Culex pipiens pallens (northern house mosquito), 2842 nucleotides long. RefSeq names its product FHF complex subunit HOOK interacting protein 2A-like. Lineage: Eukaryota; Metazoa; Arthropoda; Insecta; Diptera; Culicidae. The transcript has 6 exons. The record is from RefSeq and is a predicted model, not a curated record. The coding region runs from base 158 to 2575 and encodes 805 amino acids.
UCAGUGUGAAAAAAGAGUUGGUGGUGAAAAUAAAAACAUUGUCGUCGCAGUUUUCGGCCAUCGGUCGGUCCGGGUUUGUCACCACAUCUUUUUUUUUUCUGCCAAAUUUGGAUCCACCAUGAACCGUCGUACCAAGUAGUUCAGCCAGGGGCGGUUCAUGUUUCUCUGCCGGAAGUUUAACGAAAUCGACAGAAUGCUGGGACGACUCUCGGAAGUGCUGCAGACGGCAGCCGAUGUGCUCGCGCCGCCACCCACUGCCCUGCAGGACUUUGACUACCACUACAAGCUGGUGAAGAACUUUUACGUCGCGGACAAGACCCUGCCAAAGAUCCACAUCAACGAUACCAACAUUCCGGUCCAUCUGGAGCAGAUGCUUCAGAUACUGAUUCGCGAGGAGCAGCAGCAGCAAGAGCAUGCUAAAAGCGUAAACCCAGAAGACGUCCCGGAUGGAACUCCUAGUGAUCCACAAGUGUCCAGCGCGAAAGCGGAAUGCAUGGACUUCGUGCUGAACAACCGCCCGCUGGACGUUCUCGUGGAGCUCGCCGCGAACGACGCCCCACCGGGCGCUCGCCUCGUCAUCCUGAACUGGAUCCGCCGGCUGCUGUCCUGCAUGAAGAGCCCGCCCCUCGGGCACGCCAGCCUCUUCCAGCCGGUCCAGAAGCUGGUCGAGCUGUGCAACGGAACGCUGGCGUCGCCGUACGAAAAGGAGGAGAUCCUGUUCCUGGAAACCGUGGCCGGACUCGUCCGCAAGGACUCCAUUCUGGUCAACCUGUUUCUCAAGUCUCAUCACCAUUCCGCACAAAUGUUGGCCAGCUGGAAGGGGGUGGCCGUUACGAAGCCACCGGUCAACAACCCGCUGUUUCAGAGCACAAAGAUCGAGUACGAUUCGCGGCGGGUUUCGCUGAUCAAGGAGGAGCCGAGCUGCGAGGGUGGAGCUGGAAGUUCGGUGGCCGUUCCGGAUCUGAACGAGGGCCCGGCUGAGCUCAAGUGUGACUGUGAUGACGAAGAGCACUUUAUUCUAUUUGAUGCCAUUGUGAGCUAUCUGGAUAGUGCAGACAGUACAAUAAUCGUUCGGGCUUGCGAGGGAAUCCUGAUUCUAGCUUCGCUACCAACGCUGAAUAAAUCGUGCAACGCCAUCCGAAAUAGCUUGAGUCGCUUCUGCGGGAUGAUUGCGGACCGGUUGGCGACGCACUGCCAGCAGAUUCCGGAAGAUAUGGACACCGGAGACAUUGAGGAUGCCAACGUUUCGUGGGGACUGAUUCCGAGGGACAGCGAACAGCCGCACUUUAUUGGAAGGUAUCAGCUGACUAGCUUUCUCUGCUGGUUGGACUACUGUGACUGUCUGAUGAAGGAGAGUCCGGUGAUUGCGGAGGAAUUAGGCGAGCUGAUCCGGAAUCAGCUGCUCGUCAGCUACAUCGAGGCUGGUCUGCUGGGAAGCUACGCUCCGUUCAUGCUGGUUCUGACGGCGAAGAUCAUCAAGAAGACCCAGUCGAAAACACUGCUGGACGAAAUCGCUAACUGGCUAAUCGGUGAGGGAGACAUUUCGAGCAUUAACGGAGCCGACUGUCUGCUAACUAUACUGAUUGAGAACGCGCACGAAAAUUCGGACCUUCUGCUGCAAACGUUGCAAUUUGUUGAAUCUUUGCUGGAUAACCCACACGAGAAGAUUCUGCACGGUAUGCUCUUCUUGUACAUCAACAACCGGGGGUAUUACGACCUGGGCGCUACUCGGAACAUGCAGUCCUGGUCGGACGAAGAGGACAACCGCGAGCGGCGGAGAGGCAGUGCCGAUGGACCGAUCAAGUCCCGGACGUUGGCACCGCACAACAUCCUGAAGGUGAUCAACAACUUCCUCCUUCUCCUCCCGCGCCACAUCAUGAACGACUCCGCCGGAAUCUGCUACGAGGAGUACAUGCAAGACGCUAGUCGGCACUACCAGACGUGGAUCCAAAGAACCGAAGGUUUCAACUGGCCCGUGGAAGCCGUAUGGCCCGAAAGCCCCCUAAACUCACCCGACUCCGAGGAAGUCCCCCUGGCGAAGCCCAAACCCCGCCCAACCAAAACCGACCUGAACGAGGUCCGCUGCGGCGACAGUGGCAUCUCCGAGGAGAGCUUCUACGAGGGCCCUCUCCUAAAACUACUCUUCUCGCACGUCAAACAGAUGAGCUGUCAACCGUACGAGCUGAACCUGGCCGUAAUCGCGAUCCUCUCCAAACUAGCCCUCUUCCCCCAUCCCUACCUGCACGAGAUCCUUCUAAGUCCGGAAGUCCCCGUUGCCCCAGGAGCCACCACCCUCUGGUCCGUGAUGCACUUCCUGGCGCGGCAACUCCUCACGGAAAUCCCGCGCGUCGAAAACUUCCAGGAGAAGAUCGCCGAAACGGGCAAACGGCUGCUGGCGAACCCGCCCCUGUACCACAAGGACUGCUGCGAGCACACCUCGUCCGAGGAACCUUCCCCGGAGGAAGAGGAGGACGAAAUUAACGACCCGCUGUUCGAGUCGAUCGUGGUUUUAGAGGAGUUUUGCAAGGAACUGGCGGCGAUCGCGUUCGUCAAGUAUCACCACGCGACGGAGUGAUUUUAAAAGAAGGUGGAAUUGUGAAUAUGGGUAGAAUGUUUUAUGCUAGACGAAUGGAACCUUUUUAUUAGUUUGCAAAAUUUGAUCGUGCAACAAGAGCGACCCCUGCGAUCUUUGCCUCCGAAUUAUGGACUAAGUUUUACCGCAAUAUAGUUUAAUCAGCUCCUUUACUAAGAAAUAUGCAUUCGUACUUUAGCGUAAAUUUAAACUGGUUCGUUCAUUGUAAUGAAAGUGAUAUCAAUAUAAGCAUAUUCUAGUCCCAAAUUA